Messenger RNA from Vanderwaltozyma polyspora DSM 70294, 153 nucleotides. It is a transcript of the gene TOM5, whose product is annotated as Tom5p. The coding region runs from base 1 to 153 and encodes 50 amino acids. Gene Ontology annotation, molecular function: transmembrane protein transporter activity. The record is from RefSeq and is a predicted model, not a curated record. The transcript has a single exon. Gene Ontology annotation, cellular component: mitochondrial outer membrane; mitochondrial outer membrane translocase complex. Lineage: Eukaryota; Fungi; Ascomycota; Saccharomycetes; Saccharomycetales; Saccharomycetaceae.
AUGUUUGGACUACCACAAGGAGAACCUUCUGCUGAAGAAAAGAAGCAACAUCAAGAUCAAACUAAUGCUACUGUAAGAAACGCUGCUUACGCAGCUAUCUUUUUAUGGGUUUCUCCUAUGGUUUGGCAUUUUGUUCAGAAGCAAUGGAAAUAG